AUGUCACGCGCAUCAAAGCUCACCCUGCUGAGCACCUCGCUCUUUGCCGCCACGACGGUGAUAUUUGUGCACUUUCAGCAAAAAGCCGAAAAAGCUGCAAUGCAUCAAGGCGUCAUCCGAGACAUGGAACAGCAGCGCAUCAAGCGUGAGCGCCAACUCGACUUUGACAUGCAGCGUCAACUCGAGGAGGAGUACAAAAAAGGCCAGUCCGUCCGCGACGUCACGCACGAGGCGCCACCUGAUCCUCCCAGUAAAGGAAGGCCAUGA
Messenger RNA from Pyricularia oryzae 70-15, 267 nucleotides. RefSeq lists its product as uncharacterized. Bases 1 to 267 code for a protein of 88 amino acids. Gene Ontology annotation, biological process: mitochondrial respiratory chain complex IV assembly. NCBI's taxonomy places the organism in Eukaryota, Fungi, Ascomycota, Sordariomycetes, Magnaporthales, Pyriculariaceae. Gene Ontology annotation, cellular component: mitochondrion. The record is from RefSeq and is a predicted model, not a curated record. The transcript has 2 exons.